GGCAGCAAUGCACAGAACUAGCUCCUCAGUUGGUGCCCUGCCAAGAAAGAGCUGAUUUAUAAGCAUCGGAGGCUUUGGGUUGCGCGUGAGAUCUGUUUCAUAGUGUGAAUGGAUGCCAUCAGUAUAAGUUGCACCAAUCCUCACUGGUGAUUGUUCCUGUGGACGUCGCCUUUGAAGUGUAUUGGUCACACGAAUAGACUGUUUCCGGAUCACCAUCAUUUGUUGGACUGCCCGGUGGGUUGUAAUCCCAUCGUAAAGUAUAAUCCUGGGUUUAUCUUGUAAAGGUUUGUGGAUUUAAAAUGACAAACGCAUCGGAUCAACGCCAAUGAAUCUUUAAGCUUGGCACAAUGAUGGUGGAAGUACCACGGCGGAUCCUUGGUCCUAGAGAGGCCUUGCACAGCCUUGCCAUCGUUCAGAGGGGUAAUGGAGUUUGCCACGCGACUUUUAAGAUUCGAAGGAGAGCCCUAAAGGCACCGAGAGAGGCCUGCAAUCCUCCCCAAGCAGCCGUUUCGCAAUAUUUGCAGGACGUGCUUGUGACAAUUGGGCAGCCCUCGCCAAGAUUGCCUGCUGGCCUGCUGGUGAAUUCAGCUGUCUUUGUUCUGGGCAUAAAUGUCCUUCUCAAAGGGUUGACAGCCGCAGGAGUGUUGCAUUCGUGGGCGCUGGGCACUGCAGUUUACUCGGCAUUUGGCGCUGGCGGCUAUGUCCUCGUCUGCCUGUACUUCAUCCUUGGCUCUGCGGUGACAAAGGUGAAGCUGGCUCAGAAGCAGAAGGAGGGCAUUGCAGAGGCCCGCUCCGGCCGGCGCACCAUUGGCAGUGUAUGGGGUUCGGGCCUGGCAGGCAUGCUGUGUGCUGUGGCGGCACUGGUGACCGGGCGCUUGGAGCCGUGGCAGAUCGGCUUUGUGGCCAGCUUUGUUAGCAAGCUGUCUGACACCGUCUCUUCCGAAAUUGGCAAGGCGUACGGGCGCACAACCUACCUAAUUACAACGCUGGAGAGGGUCCCCAGGGGUACGGAGGGCGCAGUGAGUGCAGAGGGGACCGCAGCUGGCGCAGCGGCAGCUGUCUUGUUCGCCGGCAUCGCUAUUCUUGUGGGACAGGUGGGUUGGAGAGAAGCACUGAUUGUGGCCGCAUCAGCGACAGUGGCAAAUCUUUUUGAGAGCUACCUGGGAGCUGUGGUGCAGGGGCGUGUAGACUGGCUCACCAAUGAUGUGGUCAACAUGAUUCAGAUCUGUUUGGCAGCAGCUCUGGCCAUUGCAGGACAUGCCCUGCUAUGAGGAAUACUGUUAAUGCUCACAUGCGCAUAAAUGGCCCCAAUUUUGAGCGGUGAGAAAGCUUUACCUCAGUUCGCCAGGAAGUCAGAAAUAAGCUGGAUUUUGGGAGAUGCAUGCUACUCUUUGUACUUUUAUCUUGUCUGUAUAGAUGUGGACGAUACACCCACUCUUCCUGUGCGCAAUGUCUGCGAGCAUGUGCAUUUCUGUUUGCAUGGCUUCAGUGCCUACAAUUUUCUGCUCCUCAAUAGUGUUUUAGUACAAAGUGGUAUUGUCGUACAGAUGAGAGUGAAUGUGAAUGUGCACAUUUCCACGCUGGCAUUGUGGCAUAUUCAGGACAUUGGCAAACUUGUGUUUGGACGCUACGUCAUUUAUAUUAGCUGCCACAUGUACCCUAUGGCCAUGUAAAAAUGUCUAGAC
Messenger RNA from Coccomyxa subellipsoidea C-169, 1685 nucleotides. Its product is annotated as DUF92-domain-containing protein. Bases 348 to 1271 code for a protein of 307 amino acids. The record is from RefSeq and is a predicted model, not a curated record. The transcript is spliced from 7 exons. NCBI's taxonomy places the organism in Eukaryota, Viridiplantae, Chlorophyta, Trebouxiophyceae, Coccomyxaceae. Gene Ontology annotation, cellular component: chloroplast inner membrane.